AUGGGCAUAAUUUUCAGUGCCUUACUUGUCUGCAUAUGCUGGAAGUGCUUCAUAAUCCCUGAGGCCACUUCUGUGAUGCGAGCGGUCGUAGUUGAAGGAUUUAACGCACCGCCACGUCAGGGAUUUGCGCACAAUAAUGACCCAGCAUCCUCUGCUCAUGAAGUGUCCGAAGAAUCACCUUUUCCUCCGGAUGGGAUGCCUCCCGCAUCCAAUGUCGUCGAUAUCUCAACUGAAACUCGUAUAAACGAACAGUCAGAUAUGGACCAUGAUCCUGCAGAAAUCUUCUCUGCGUCGACCUCUUGCUCCAUGUCUGAGCAUAUGUUGAGCACCUCAGCUGGAUUGCACGCAAAAGAGGCCCAGCCUGAUGCCUUCUCCAACUUUCUGAACGAGCUUGUCUACACAGUUGCGGAGCUCCUGCCCGAUAGCGACCUGAUGAACUUCGCCUUACUAUCCCGUCGACUUCACUUCCUUGUGAUUCCCAUAUACUUACAUCUCCAGGGGUUUUGCAUACCCGAGGUCGAUGAACACCUGAGUCUGUCAGGACCGGUCAUCAUUACUGCUCUCAAAUUCUGGCGCUUCUCCUCGGUCUUCCAAUGUCCGCGCAUUCUAAGCAUUGCCAUCUCGGAUAGUCCGACCGAGUAUGAUCACUUGAGAUGCUUCUUUUCAUCCCUAGAUUGCACAUCUGCAUUGCAAACAGUCCAAUUUCGUCUAGCUUCACCUCCUGCAGCUGCACUCAUUGAGCUGUUGGAGACUCUUGGGGGCACUAGAGUUCAAAGGAUCGCGAUUUGGCAUUACAACAACAAGAUCUGCCAGCCUCCACGCAAAUGCGUGCUGCCUCCAACACAUCUCUCGUUACCCUCGUUGACGGUCUUUGAACCCUAA
Molecule: messenger RNA, 882 nt
Organism: Laetiporus sulphureus 93-53
Lineage: Eukaryota; Fungi; Basidiomycota; Agaricomycetes; Polyporales; Laetiporaceae
Exons: 4
Coding region: 1-882 (293 amino acids)
Source: RefSeq, a predicted model, not a curated record